UGUGCGGCAUCGCCCCCUGGUGGCCGGAGGACGAACACACAGCAUUAAACCGUUUUAUAAAAUGUCCAAAUAAUUCAUAAAUACAAUGUACAAUACAAAAUUAGUGCACUCCAACUAAAACUAUAACAUUAAAAUGUCAGGUUUUAUAAUUGUACUUUAAGAAUCAAGUAAAAUUAUUUGGAAAUAACUGCGGGAUUUACGUUGUCGUGACGUAGUCGACCAAUCCUUGUUUUCCCAGUUCACUCAUUUACAUUCAAAAGUUAAAAGAAGCUAACGUUAGCUAGCUAGCCAUUUCAGUGUUUUAUAGAAACUUUUAUAUUGCGCAACCCAUAAUUAAAUUAGUUUUGGAUCGAAUUGCUAAAUUAUGUAAGCGCUCAAGUUGUCUAGCCUAUGUUGCUUAGUUUUAAUUAACUUUAGUGUUACUUUAACGUUAGCCUUACUAAUUUAAGCUAGCUGACUGGCAUGCCCCCUUUAAAAGAUGCCCAAUACAAACUCAAAACAACAACAAUGAAGGUAGUUGCUGGAGAAAAAAACACAAAGGAAUUGGGUGUAAUAUUAGUGGGUCUUACUGUUAUGAUGUGAUGGACGAAGGGAGAGGACUGUCCCCUUCAAAGGAAAGAGCCUCAGCCUGUUACCCCUGGUCAAAUGAUACUUCAUCUGAGCUCCGGCACAGCACUCCAGUUAAAAAGAGAAAUGGUGGUGCUUCACUGGAUCCUAGACAACCAUCUGUCCUAAGCAGCUUCAAGAUGGACAGCACAACAAAGCAGUGGGCCAAAAUGACAUCUCCCAUCCCAGCAGACACCCUCUGUCCACCCAGCUUGCAGGACACCGAGUUUCCGGUGAAUGACCCGAGUGGCUCCACCAUUCAGAAGCAGAGGAGGGAGCUCCAGCUGCUGAUGGCGGAGCUGAAGGACCGGGACAGGGAGCUGAACACCAUGGCUGCCUCCCAUCACAAGCAGCUUCACGCCUGGGAACAAGACCGCCAGAGGGUGCUCACCUUGGAGCAGAGGUGUGCCCGUUUCGAUGAUGAGUUGCAGAAGCGUAACGAGGUGAUCAGAGUCCUGACUAAACGUGUGUGGGUGGUGGAAACCAGGGAGGAGGAGGUCCAAAAGGAGCUCGGCGUAGCUCAACAGCAGCUCUGUGACAGCCAGAACAUCAGUCAAAAAUGUCAAGACUUUGAGGAGAAGAACCAGAGUCUGAACUCCACGGUCAUGGCUCUGUCCACUCAAGUCGGCUCUCUGCAGGUCAGGGAGGAAGAACUGCGCUCCAUGCUCAAACUCAAGGACAUAGAUGUGACUGAGGCGUCUGGUCAUGUGGUCGACCUCUCAGGGAGACUACGAGAUCUGGAGACAUCUGUAACGGAGAGUCGCUCACAAGAGAGCAAACUCCUGAGAGACUCCGAGGAAAAUAAGCGUCGCUACAAAGAGGCCAGGCACGAGAUCACACACCUUAAAGAGGAGCUGCAGCAGCAGGUAACACAGAGCAGCACUCAGAGAGAAGAGAUCAUCCGUCUCAAACAGGAGCUGCAGCUGCUGCGCAGAGAUCAGGCUUUGUCAGGGGAGGGAGACGGCUGGAGAGAUGAGCUGCUUGAACUGGCUCGCUCCAAGCAGGAACGCACCAUGUCCGAGCUCCGCUGCAUACGACAGGUGUGCGAGAAUCAGCGUAAUGACCUGCAGCUUCUGCAGUUGAACCUGGAAAGUACCCGCGAAACUCUGCGGGAGAAGAACAGUCAGGGAUUACCUGGCAGUCAGGAGGAGUUAAGAUGCGUCUGUCUGGACAGCUGGUCACCUCCGUCACCCAGAGUGAAGAACUCCAGACGUUUACAUGACGCUGCCGCUCCACCUGCAGCCAAUCAGCAAGUCACGGUCAACGGUGACCCGGGAGACUUCUCAGCGCUCUCGAUUGAUGGUGAUGAUCCUCUGUCCAGCUGUUCUCUGCAGCAGCUGUUAAAUGAGUCCAGGCAGGUCAUCAGUUCAGAGCACUGCAGCUCGAGGCUCCACUGCUCCAUACACAGUAACAGUGUCCCUGCUAUGAGCUGUGGGACCACUGAUCCCCUUUACUCUCAUAAGGCAUCCCACCUCCACACAACUACCCCAACAUACAAGGCCAGUGAAACUCCACCCAAAGCCUGCCCUCGACACCAGCCAGCCAUGUGGUCGGCUUGACUUGGCUUGUAUUUACCAAAGCUUUCAAAAUCAGUGUUACUACAGAAAAUGCAAAUAUUAUAAGUUAACUCUAAAGUGUUAAAUAUCUGUAUGCAAAUAGUUAAAGGUUGAACGGUCUCUCAGGGAAAUUAUGAAGUGA
Molecule: messenger RNA, 2304 nt
Organism: Cottoperca gobio
Lineage: Eukaryota; Metazoa; Chordata; Actinopteri; Perciformes; Bovichtidae
Gene: ccdc62
Product: coiled-coil domain containing 62
Source: RefSeq, a predicted model, not a curated record